AUGGCGGAUAAUUCAGCAGCAGAAGCAACCCCUCCACCGUCAAUCGAUGGCAACACUCUCGUGGCCAAGUCACUAGCUCGUCUCGGCGUCACCCACAUGUUCGGCGUCGUGGGCAUCCCCGUCACGUCUCUAGCUAGCCGAGCCAUGGCUCUUGGCAUACGCUUCAUCGCCUUCCACAACGAGCAAUCCGCCGGAUACGCCGCCUCCGCCUACGGUUACCUCACGGGUCGACCCGGAAUCCUCCUCACGGUUUCGGGUCCGGGCUGCGUUCACGGGCUCGCGGGUCUCUCCAACGCUUGGGCUAACACAUGGCCGAUGGUGAUGAUCUCCGGUUCCUGCGAUCAGAGAGACGCCGGCCGUGGAGAUUUCCAGGAGCUUGAUCAGGUCGAGGCGGUGAAAGCUUUCUCUAAACUAUCGGAGAAAGCGAAAGACGUUCGUGAAAUCCCCGAUUGCGUCGCUAGGGUUCUGGAUCGAGCGAUCGCGGGUCGACCCGGCGGGUGUUAUCUGGAUCUCCCGUCUGAUGUAUUGCGCCAGAAGAUCUCGGAAUCAGUGGCGGAGAAUCUGGUGGCUGACGUCGAGAAAUCUCGUAAACGCGAACCAAUUCGGGAAACUCCGAGAUCGGAGAUCGAAUCGGCGGUUUCGCUGCUGAGGAAAGCGGAGAGGCCACUGAUCGUGUUCGGCAAAGGAGCGGCGUAUUCGCGAGCGGAGGACGAGCUGAAGAAGCUAGUGGAACUCACCGGAAUACCUUUCCUCCCAACUCCGAUGGGUAAAGGUUUGUUACCGGACUCACACGAGCUCUCAGCGACGGCGGCGAGGUCGCUUGCGAUUGGGAAAUGCGACGUCGCUUUGGUGGUUGGAGCUAGGCUUAACUGGCUUCUCCAUUUCGGAGAGUCACCGAAAUGGUCUAAAGAAGUGAAAUUCAUACUUGUAGAUGUCUCUGAGGAAGAGAUUGAGCUGAGGAAACCUCACUUGGGGAUUGCCGGAGAUGCAAAGAGAGUGAUUGGAUUGUUAAACAGAGAGAUAAAAGACGAUCCUUUUUGCCUAGGGAAGACUAAUCCAUGGGUGGAUUCGAUUUCAAAGAAAGCGAAAGAGAACGGCGAGAAAAUGGAGGCACAGCUUGGUAAAGAUGUUGUUCCUUUCAAUUUCUUGACUCCGAUGAGGAUCAUCAGAGACGCGAUUUCGGCGGUGGAAGGAAAGAGUCCUGUUGUGGUAUCAGAAGGAGCUAAUACGAUGGAUGUUGGAAGAUCGGUUUUGGUGCAGAAAGAGCCGAGGACGAGGCUUGAUGCAGGAACUUGGGGAACAAUGGGUGUUGGUUUAGGUUAUUGUAUCGCUGCUGCUGUUGCUUCUCCUGAUCGUCUUGUUGUCGCUGUUGAAGGAGACUCUGGUUUUGGAUUCAGCGCCAUGGAAGUUGAGACAUUGGUUCGGUACAAUCUUGCUGUGGUGGUUAUAGUGUUCAACAAUGGUGGUGUCUAUGGUGGUGAUAGGAGGAGUCCUGAAGAGAUCUCAGGUCCUCAUAAAGAAGAUCCAGCACCGACAUCGUUUGUGCCAAAUGCAGGCUAUCACAAGCUUAUUGAAGCCUUUGGAGGCAAAGGGUAUGUUGUGGAAACACCCGAUGAGCUGAAAUCGGCUCUCUCUGAGUCGUUCGCUGCGAGAAAACCGGCGGUGGUUAAUGUUAUCGUCGAUCCUUUUGCUGGUGCUGAGAGUGGGAGAUUGCAGCACAAGAACUAA
Microthlaspi erraticum is the source of this 1728-nucleotide messenger RNA. Lineage: Eukaryota; Viridiplantae; Streptophyta; Magnoliopsida; Brassicales; Brassicaceae. The record is from the annotation of a GenBank genome assembly.